Molecule: messenger RNA, 450 nt
Organism: Trichophyton benhamiae CBS 112371
Lineage: Eukaryota; Fungi; Ascomycota; Eurotiomycetes; Onygenales; Arthrodermataceae
Exons: 2
Coding region: 1-450 (149 amino acids)
Source: RefSeq, a predicted model, not a curated record
AUGGGGGCUUUUUUAUCUUCCUUUCUUUGCUUCUUCUUGUUUUUUUUUUUCUUUUCUUUUCUUUUUCUUCUGUCCUUCGUCUUCUUUGCUGCUGCUGCUGCUGCUGCUGCUGCUCUCAGCCCGGCGCGAGAAAAUAAAAUGACUGUGUCUCUGUCCCUCCCUCCCCCUUCGCCCCUGGACCAGAGUUGCAUGGCAGAGCACGGGAAUGGACAUGGGCCAAGUGACUGCCUGCGGGCGCUAACAGGGAAGAAGGAAAACUCUAGGAGCAGACUCAUAGCAGCGAGGACAUAUAGCCCGUUUCUCGAAAGGAAAAGAAAAGAAAAGAAAAGAAAAGCCGAAGGACCAGUCAGUGGGGUUCGUUUCCGGCAAUUUCGAGAGCAAGAGUUCAUUCCAUCCAGGCCAUACGGAGUAUUUGGAUAUAAAGAUGAUAUAUAUAUAUAUACGGGUUAA